AUGGCGAAGACUCGCAAGAAGAAACAGAUGCACCACAUUCGUGAGCGCUCCGCCUGGACAGCAAGACCACAAUGCUGGCGUCAUAUUCGGGGUAUGGAGAAGAUUACGGAGCAAAAAGAUCGUUCGGAUGAUCAUUCAUGCAACGAUUCGAAAGACUCCACCAGGGCAGCAAUUGUAACUUCGGAAGAUUUGACUUCGGUUCCCACCGAGCCAGGUUUGGUCGACGAUGUAAAGCAUUCUUUGACGGACCACACCUUCUUUGUCGAUGGGUUCCAUGCGAGGGAUGUCCAGAAGGUUGGAGUGCAGGCAAUCACUAGACACCUUUUGGCGUCAGGGCUUGCGACAACCAAGCAACAACAGAACAAUCCCGACUUUGCUCCGGUCUCGAUAGUUGCCCCGGCCGACACCGACCCUGGUCCGGUUUUGAGAAGCGGCACAGGAAAGACCAAGCCUGCUCCGGCUUCGAGACUCAAUGCAGCGAACGGCUCGAAGGGCGCUGCCACGAAAGCGAACGCAAAGUCAGCCAGCAGAUACAGCCACGACAGCCGCACACAGAUUACUUUGCUGCAUUGGUUCCAACCAAGAGACCGGCGAGCAGCACACAUGACGGCAUACCGUCGAAGGUCCAGAAGUCUUCAGCUGCUGCGAAGGACGACCCUUGCUUUUGGGUCAGAAUAAAGGGCUACAUGAAGUCCAGCAUGAUGCCAGACAUUUCCCCCGGCACUACCUGUUCAGUCGAGAACACUAGAACGUCAAUCCGUGCUAGUAUCAAAUUCCGGUCUGGGAAAGUUAACAAGCAGAGUGGCACCUCGUCGGUUGUAGUCAUCGUCUCCAAGAGCGACUACAGCCUCGACACCAGCGGGAUGGUGUUACUCUUCUUUGAGCUUCAUACCGAUUGUUUGUCAGAAGGCACGCUAUACUGCAAGCAUAGAGUAGCAUUACUAAGGGC
Messenger RNA from Aplosporella prunicola CBS 121167, 949 nucleotides. RefSeq lists its product as uncharacterized. The coding region runs from base 1 to 678 and encodes 225 amino acids. The record is from RefSeq and is a predicted model, not a curated record. The transcript is spliced from 3 exons. NCBI's taxonomy places the organism in Eukaryota, Fungi, Ascomycota, Dothideomycetes, Botryosphaeriales, Aplosporellaceae.